Molecule: messenger RNA, 2200 nt
Organism: Contarinia nasturtii (swede midge)
Lineage: Eukaryota; Metazoa; Arthropoda; Insecta; Diptera; Cecidomyiidae
Product: PR domain zinc finger protein 5-like
Exons: 2
Coding region: 131-2095 (654 amino acids)
Biological process (GO): regulation of transcription by RNA polymerase II
Cellular component (GO): nucleus
Molecular function (GO): RNA polymerase II transcription regulatory region sequence-specific DNA binding; DNA-binding transcription factor activity, RNA polymerase II-specific
Source: RefSeq, a predicted model, not a curated record
UUCAGUUCAGUAAUGAUAAAAAAAAAAACAAAUAUUUCUUUGACAUUUGAAAACAAAACAACUAAAAAAAUCGAGGAAAUUUAAAGAAAAAUCAACGUUGAACGAAGAUAAUCUUGAGAAUAUAGAUGAAAUGAGAACAGUGCAUCAAUGUUUGUUUUGUCCGCAAACAUUUGGCAGUGCCAGCGAAAAAGAUGAUCACAUUUUACAACAUUUUGCCCAAGAAACAUGCAUCGAAUGCGACCAACAUUUAAUUCGUAUCGGUAGUAAUUUGUACACUAAGCACAAUGCCGUAACAUGUAUUAAAGUGAACAUCAAAACAGAAGAGCCAAUUUGCCAAGAGGAUCAACACGAAACCAUCGACGAAAAAAGAGAUGAAAAUGGUUUUACAGCGGUCAAAUCAUUGACCAUUGAAACAAAACCCGAUUUAAUUGCUUUGAAUGAACAACUUAUGCUUGCCGAUGAGAAUAAUUUGGUAGAGAAUUGCGAAUACGAACUCGACUCAAUUGAUACAUCGGGAGCCGUAUCUGAAUCGACAACAAACAAUGAAAACGAAUCCAAUGAAUGCAAUAUGUGCGGCAAAGUGCUUUCAUCCAAAGACGGCUUGAAAAAACACGUAUUAAUCACACACAGCGCCCCUGGUCAUUUUCCGUGUGAAAUAUGUCCAAAUGUGACUUUAACGCGAAAGGAUUCAUUGAGAAAGCAUAUGAAAAUGAAACAUGAUCCGAAUCGGGUAAAAUUCAAGUGUAAUUAUUGCCCAUCGGUGUUUUUGAAAGAAAUCUCUCUGGAAGCGCAUCUUUCUAAAUGUAAAAGACGAACUGAGAUAUUAGAAAGUGGAGACAGUGGCACCACCAUUGAAACUGUGAACACUUUUCAAAUUAAGGAGGAACAAAUUGAUGAUGAACACGAAAAUUCAGAGAAUACAGUUUGCAUGGAAACGGUAGAAAUGGAACCAGGACAACAAAAUGAACAUUCACCCGUCAAAAUUAUAAAUGAAUUCAAUUCGAAUGAAAAUAAUGAUCGAGAAAAGGGGAGGCAACCAAAUGGCGACGACAAGAAAUGUGACAUAUGCCAUAAAACAUUUUUUGAUAAAAAUACAGUUCGAAGACACAAAGUGCUCGUGCAUGGUGAAACAUCCGGGACGCAUGAGUGUUCGAAGUGCAAAAUAAAAUUCUUCAGCGCAAAAGGUUUAGCCAGACAUGAGCUAAAGUGUACAAAAGAUGUUGCCGAAAGUCUCGAAUGUAAAGUCUGCAAAAUGGUAUUCGAAACAAAGUCAAGUCUCACAAGACAUAUAACCCAUGCACAUUCAGAGGUCAAAAAAUUUCGUUGUACAACCUGUGGAUGCAUUUCUACUAACAAAGUAACAUUUGAAAAUCAUAAAUGUGGAAGAAAUAUAACAAAUCCUACCGCGAGUGCGAUGAAUCGACAAAACACCAUCGGUAAAUUUGUGUGUGAUAACUGUGGAAAAACAAUAGGAUCAAAAAUAGCGUUGCGAAAACAUAAAAUUCGCUUUCACAGUGCCGAAGGUACACAUGUUUGUGCUUGUACGAAAAUGUUUGGUACGGCUGAAGCACUUGCCGAACAUAAGGCCAAAUGUGAAUUCAGAAAAAAAUCCAGAUUUCCAUUGAUACAUAGGGGAAAGACUUUUGAAUGUCACUUGUGUCAUAGAGUUAUUAAAGACAUAAUCUCCUUUCGCAGACACAUGCGGCGAAUACAUGUGCCAUGUAAAAAGAAAUAUGAGUGUGAAACGUGUGGAAAACGUUACGUACAUCCAUUUCUACUUCGCAAUCACAAUGAAUCGGUUCACUUGAAAAUUCGCAAAUCCUUGUGCACAAUAUGUGGAAAAUCCUUUUUAACCGAGCAAACACUGCGGAUUCAUACGUAUAAACAUACAGGAGAAACACCAUAUGAAUGCCCACUUUGUGAGAAAGCAUUUUCUAAUCCAACAGUACGAGAUAUGCAUAUACGGACUCAUAAGGAAGAAAGAAAUUUUAAAUGCCCAUAUGAAGGAUGCGACAAACGAUUUAAAACUCCAGCUAAUGUUUAUACGCAUAAGAAAAAAAUGCAUGGCUAUGAGAAAAAGAAACCACAAUUGUAAUAACAUAUGGAAAUAAUCGAAACGAAGCCUGAAUUAUAAAACAGAUUAUAUAGUUAUUAGUUAUAGCGAUGAAAAUAUAAAUAUUAAAAUGAUUCUCAAAUUUAA